AUGGAGCAGACAGUUCGUGAACUCAAAGCAGCUGACGAGGUGAAUAAGAAGGCUUGCGCAGAUGCAUCGCGGCUUGCGGAGGAGCUACGGCAGGAGCGUGAGCAUGAGCAGUACCUCCAACGCCGUCACAAAGACCUCGAAUUUAACUUGAAAGUCGUCCAAGCUAAACUUGAAGAGGCGGAAGCCACUGUCCGUAAA
This is a messenger RNA of Gongylonema pulchrum, 198 nucleotides long. NCBI's taxonomy places the organism in Eukaryota, Metazoa, Nematoda, Chromadorea, Rhabditida, Gongylonematidae. The record is from the annotation of a GenBank genome assembly.